GCUUUUUCCACAAAUCAUCGCCUUUGCCCCACCAUUUUGCAGCCUCAUCUCGAAAUAUUGUUGACGUAAUCCUAAGUUGUUCCCCAACAGCGUUUCCCAAGGCGGCUACCACGAGUAUUGUAGCGGGACCAAGUUUCAUCCUCUCUAGUGUUUUUUCUUUUUCUUUUUGUUGAGAAUGACCACAAUUGAACCCAAACACAUCCUACCAGCAUUUUCAAUGAUCAAGUUGGAGUUACUAUUCGAUAGUGGCUCUCACACUCGUCCAAGUGCAAGUGGGGAAGUUCCAAGUCAUUCUUUUAUCCCGCUCUCCAUUCUACAACCUUUGUGUUUAGCUAUUGUUCACUAGGUUUACAUCUAUUGUCCAUUUUGUUUCCCAUAACAAUUAUUAUCUACUAGGUUUUCAUGGCUUUUUGCAUAAAUCAUCGCCUUUGCCCACUAUUUCGCAACCCAUCUAGAAAUAGUGGCCGCAAAAUCCUACGUUGUUCCCCAAUUGACACCUAUAGGUGUAGGUAUGACAUCAAUUGAUAAAUCCUGGAUACAAUUAAAGAAUCGGGCAUCUAUGGAAUAUAUGGACGGAGUUAGAAAGUUCGCACAAUACGCAGAGGACAAUGUUAAAGACGAAGAUGGUAAAAUUAGGUGUCCUUGCAUGGUCUGUUCUAACGUCUGCAGAUUAACGAUUAAAGAGGUAGAGACGCAUCUUCUUCAUAAAGGGAUGCGAAGUGACUACACUAAGUGGGUAUACCAUGGGGAGGGCGAUGAUGAAGAUGAAAAUGAAGACGAAGAUGAUGACAUUGAAGAUGAGAAUGAAACCGGUGAUAUCGAUAUGGACUUGGAUGACAUGCUCGUUGUUCUUAAUGACCUCAUGCCUCCAUAGGCCGAUCCUGAGCCGAGAGAACCUAACAAAGAAGCCCAAAAGUUCUACAGACUUUUUAGAGAAGCGCAAUCACCAUUGUAUGAAGGUUGUGAUCCAAAGUUGUCAAGAUUGUCAUGUAUCAUGAAGCUCAUGAACAUGAAGUGGUUAAACAACUGGACUGAUCAUUCCUUUACGUAGUUGUUGAAAUUCAUUCGGAGCGCAUUUCCUAUGGCGGAGUCAUUGCCAAAAAAUUACUAUGCAACAAAACAGUUAAUGAAGGGUCUUGGGCUACAUUGUGAAGAAAUACAUGCAUGUGUGGAUGAUUGCGAUUUAUAUUACGGCGAUCUGAAGAAGGCGACAUCUUGCCCAUCAUGCGAGAAGUCAAGGUACAAGAAAGUUUAUAAGGAUAA
Messenger RNA from Linum trigynum, 1263 nucleotides. NCBI's taxonomy places the organism in Eukaryota, Viridiplantae, Streptophyta, Magnoliopsida, Malpighiales, Linaceae. The record is from the annotation of a GenBank genome assembly.